Molecule: messenger RNA, 2397 nt
Organism: Oncorhynchus nerka (sockeye salmon)
Lineage: Eukaryota; Metazoa; Chordata; Actinopteri; Salmoniformes; Salmonidae
Product: zinc finger protein 823-like
Exons: 3
Coding region: 488-2083 (531 amino acids)
Biological process (GO): regulation of transcription by RNA polymerase II; urogenital system development; embryo development
Cellular component (GO): nucleus
Molecular function (GO): DNA-binding transcription factor activity, RNA polymerase II-specific; RNA polymerase II transcription regulatory region sequence-specific DNA binding
Source: RefSeq, a predicted model, not a curated record
UUUUCCUUGUUCCGAAUAGAAUAUGAACGCGGUAUAUUUUCGAAAUUUCACAUACUAUUAAACGUUGUUUUUUUCGUAUACUACGUACGGGUAUUCGGACACUGUAGUGUUCUUUAUAAACACGUCUGCUCUCAGCUUGAAAGAUAAUGUUCAUAGGAUAUGUUAUGUGUAAUAUAAUGUAAUAAGAAUUACCGUGUUUCAAACAACAGCGCGCAUUCCUUUCCAUUUAACCAAACCCUUUGAAAUACAGUAUGACGCCAACAAAUAAGAUCCUUUCUCUUCAGUGUAAACGGAAGCGAACAGUGACGAUUUCCCCGUUGGCGUUUUUAUUGUUGUUAUUUAUACUUUUAUUAACACCGUGGAACUCAAUAUGACUCAUUUACCUGGACAGUAUCACAUACUUGCCUAAGGUAGUGUUUAAUUCACGUUGGAGACGGGCCUUGGUUGAUAGCUAGCUAAGUUAGCUGCUAACUAAGGUUCGCUGAAAAUGGCUAACGUGAACAGUAUGGUUUUUCACACUCAGAUAGCCUCCAUCGUGGAGGUUCUAGCGAAUGCAGCCGUGGCAGAGAUCUGUAAAGUCGUAGACGACGACUAUGCAGUGUUUCGUUUGGAAAUAACUCAAAGCCAGAGAGAAAACAGGGCAUUGCGGAGGAAACUACAGCUGCUGGAACUGAAAGUGUCACGGGAGCGCGGCCUCGCUAGUCCCAGUAGUGUAAAGAUCCUCGACCGAUACAGAGGAGUGGAAAGAGGUGAAGGACAUCUCACUGCAGGCCACAGGAGCUUUGUGAAGCUAACAGGUCACAAUACAUGGAGAGAAGACCAACCAAUCACUGUUGAUGAGGGGAGUGGAACCUCAACCCAGCAAGUUAUUGUGAUCAAGUCAGCAGAUGCAGAGUCUGCAGAUGCAGAGGCUGCAAGUCCUGGGGUCAAGCAGGAGAAGACUGAAGCAGAGGAGGAACCAUGGCACAGCAGAGACAUCCAGACUGGAGCUCACCCUGUAGCCAUGGAGUACCCCACCACUGCCACAGUGCUACCCAUGACUAGACGCAGCAUCACGGAGGUCAGUGGAACGCCGAACGCCGUCCUCAAGUCCGAGACGGACACCAAGACUAAAACAGGGCUGGGCUGUCCUGCUCCCCGCUCAGAAUAUUUCCAUUACGGUAACCCGAGGACUGUUCUGUCCCAUCAGAACUCGGGUGACACGUUACAGACUGGCAAUGAUCCGUCCUGUUCAUACACUACAGAGAUACCUGGUGACAUGCCAGUUGGCUUAGAUACACAGACUAAUCCAAUGAGAGGGGCCUGGAACCGGUACAGUAGUAGUGCACACUCUGAAGGGUGCCUAGAUAAGAAAGGAGAGGGUCUGGUCAUAGAUGAGAUGACUGUGAAAGUGGAGGGCGAGGCUCCUCUGACAUGGAAUGCAGACGAGACUCACUUCAGAGAAGGACACUCGCAGGGCAACUCCAGUGAUUUCUUAGACUACAGGGAAAGCUUAGAGACAAAUCUAAAUGUCCCAACCCACUCCCCUUUACACCCAGUGUCCAUGUCGAUGGCACCUUCCGAUUCACAAGGCUGCAUCCUUUUCGAUCCGGUAUUGAACUCAAACGACCAAAGGGCCAAGCCGUGGGGAGAGGGAGCAACAACGGGCGGUAAAGAGAAGCAGUUCUUCUGCAUGUUCUGUAACAAAGGCUUUAGCUGCCCACAGAAGGUGGAGAUCCAUCAGAGGGUCCACACAGGGGUGAAACCCUUCAUCUGUACCCAGUGUCACAUGCGCUUCGCCCAUGCUGGCAACCUGAAGAGGCACCAGCGGUUCCACACAGGUGUAAAACCCUUCAAAUGUACCCAGUGUCACAUGCGCUUCACCCAGGCUGGUGACCUGAAGAGGCACGAGAGGGUCCACACAGGGGAGAAACCCUACAGCUGUCCCCAGUGUGAGAAGAGGUUCUCCCGUCAGGAUCAGCUGAAGAUGCACCUGAAGGUCCACACGGGAGAGAAGCCAUUUGCCUGUACUCACUGUGGGAAGAGGUUUUCAGAGAGGACCUACCUCAGGAUGCACCAGCAGAAACACCAUGCCACUCUAUAACAUAGAAAGUAACCAUUCCACUCAAUAGCUUCUGACGUUUAGAUCAAACUCUGCAUUAAAGACUAAGAUGAAUGUUCAUUGUUGUCAGCAGAAAAGAUCAACAGAUACAUCUGAGCAUAAGAGAGUAACAGAUUUGUGUUGAAUAUUUCUGGGUAGAUUAUUGCAUAAUAUAUCUAUGGCGUAACAUAGUGUUUGUACUGUGUAGGCUAUAUGAUGUUCACACAUUUUCCCAAGACACUUAAUGCAGAUUUGUAGUUGAGAUAUGUGUAUGUCUGGUUUUCAUAUGGUGUAUAAACACAAAAUGGGAAUUUUCA